Capsella rubella is the source of this 1734-nucleotide messenger RNA. Its product is annotated as peptide chain release factor 1. The record is from RefSeq and is a predicted model, not a curated record. The transcript is spliced from 11 exons. Gene Ontology annotation, biological process: translational termination. Bases 84 to 1322 code for a protein of 412 amino acids. NCBI's taxonomy places the organism in Eukaryota, Viridiplantae, Streptophyta, Magnoliopsida, Brassicales, Brassicaceae. Gene Ontology annotation, molecular function: translation release factor activity, codon specific.
ACCGACCUCCGACAAAAGUUCUGGUACCUAAUCAACCAAACAGAUCGAAAAACAAUUCUACAAUUUCCGCUAAUAAGAGAAAUAUGAGGUUGAUUCGGGCACAUUUGUUGAGUAAUCUGAUUAGAUUUUGCGCGAGAGGUACGCAAGUAAACGAUCGUAGCAUACGAUCGCUUCUCUCGUCCACGAUGGUUCGUCUGUACACCACCGAAAUGGAACCUCAGUUGUCUCCAGAUCUUAUUAGGAUAAUGGAUCAGAGGUUAUCGGCCAUAGAACACCGAAAUGCUCUUCUUCAGAAGCUUAUCAAUCAGCCUGAGUACUCACCAGAAGAGUUUUCAAGAGCUAAUAAGGAGCUUCGUAAGCUGAGAGAUUCAAUGGAGCUGAUCAUUGAUUUGAGGGCCAAACAAAAGGAGAUUGAUGGACUGAGAUCCCUGGUCUCGGAAUGCUCAGAUGAUAGGGAUAUGCUUGAUAUGGUUGUAAGUGAAUUAGAUGAAGCCAUGGAAGAAGAAAAAAGACUUCAAACUUUAUUGCUUAAGUCUUUGCUUCCUAAAGAUGAGGCUGAUGAGAGGGAUUGCAUUUUGGAGGUGAGAGCAGGUACUGGAGGAGAAGAGGCUUCUUUGUUUGCCAUGGACAUAUUCAGAAUGUAUGAAAGAUAUUCACAGAAGAAGGGUUGGAAGUUUGAAAUUGUAGACAUCACCGAGUCGGAUAUGAAAGGAUAUAAAGAAGCCAGUGCUGCAAUAUGUGGAGCUAGUGUUUACGGAAAACUUAAGUUCGAGAGUGGUAUUCACAGGGUUCAGCGUAUUCCUAUCACAGAAAAAUCUGGACGAAUUCACACCAGCGCUGUAUCUGUUGCCAUCCUUCCCCAGGCUGAUGAGGUAGAUGUUCAGCUAAGGAAUGAAGAUUUGAGGAUUGAUACUUACAGGUCUGGUGGCUGUGGUGGUCAACACGCCAACACAACAAACAGCGCAGUCCGAAUAAUACAUCUUCCAACCGGGAUGAUGGUCUCAAUCCAAGAUGAAAGAUCACAACAUAUGAAUAGAGCCAAAGCACUAAAAGUACUCUGUGCAAGACUCUAUGAAAUUGAAAGGUUGAGAAUACAGAGCAGUCGAUCAAAGCUACGGUCGGAACAGAUUGGCAGCGGAGAUCGAUCUGGACGAAUCCGCACGUACAAUUUUCCACAAGGGAGAGUGACGGAUCACCGUGUGGGAAUCACUCACCAUGCCAUUGAAGAUAUGAUGCAGGGAGAAAAUCUGGACAUGUUCAUUGAUGCCCUUCUCUUACGUCAAGAAAUGGACGCAAUUGCUUCUUUCAGCUCAACUUCAUGAAUGACACAGACAGAGGUAGACCAGACCCACAAAACCCAUAGCUUGUCACAACCGUUAGCAGUAGUAAUAGAAUCCAUUGAAAGCUGGGAAAUUUUAAAGGAGAGAAAGAAAUAGAGAGAAAGAGGGAGAGCCAGGGAAGAGGCAGUGCAUGGGUAGAGACAAAACACAGUGGUAUAGUGUUUUAGUAAACUCAAUCCAUGCUCUGCUUGUUCCCUGUCUAUCUCAUUACCACUUUGUCUUCGUCUUUGUUGUACCCUUAGAAAUUGGCCAGGUCAUUGAGUGACUUUGUUUGUGUUUGUGUUUAUUUCGUAGGGUUUAAAUAGAUUAUGGAAUCGUACGCCUUUUGUGAUGUACUACACAAGAAUUCACCAGAAAUAUCUGUACUCCCUUGUUUUGCAAAGUCUUGUACUGC